AUGUGUCAGUGUGCAUUUGAUCGACACACAUCGUGUCGGAAUAUUCGUCGUGCGCGGGUCACAGCUGAACUGAAAACGGAAUUUUUCACUCCGUCGGAUUUUGAUUCCAAGACCUUAACCUCUCAACGCGACACAUUAUCACGAGACAUUGCUGUGUUUAGAGGGAUUGGCAACAAAUUGGGUGGCCCGGAGGGUAAGCCAGUGGACUACCCUUCCAAAUACAUGGAUCUGAUCCAGCGGUCUCGGAGCAUUCCAGAAGAAUACGUCGUAUAA
Opisthorchis viverrini is the source of this 273-nucleotide messenger RNA. RefSeq lists its product as hypothetical. The transcript is spliced from 3 exons. The record is from RefSeq and is a predicted model, not a curated record. Bases 1 to 273 code for a protein of 90 amino acids. Lineage: Eukaryota; Metazoa; Platyhelminthes; Trematoda; Opisthorchiida; Opisthorchiidae.